AUGAAUGCGGAAAAAUUACUAAAAUCGGAGCCUAUGGAAAUUCCAAGCUGCGUGCGUAACUAUACCAAUGAGUAUAGAAUCCAGCAAAGAACGCUAGGUCCACAAAUAGCACAACAAAAACAAAACAACGAGGCGGAUUCGUUUUCACAGAAUCCAAGGCCUGUUUUCACUGGGCCUGUCAGUCAGUCGGUUGGCUUUCGCACAACCCUGGCCUGUUUUCACUGGGCCAUCAAGUCUGGUCGGCUUUCGCACAACCAAGGGCCUGUUUUCACUGGGCCUGUCAGUCAGUCUGGUUGGCUUUCGCACAACCAACACAAAACAACAAGAGUCAGAACAACACUGGAAACAAAUUGUGUGACUUUAGUACGCGUGCGAAACUAUGCCAAUGAGCAUAGAGUCUCCUACCAAAUCCACUUUUGA
Molecule: messenger RNA, 420 nt
Organism: Helobdella robusta
Lineage: Eukaryota; Metazoa; Annelida; Clitellata; Rhynchobdellida; Glossiphoniidae
Exons: 1
Coding region: 1-420 (139 amino acids)
Source: RefSeq, a predicted model, not a curated record